This is a messenger RNA of Zea mays, 943 nucleotides long. RefSeq lists its product as uncharacterized. The record is from RefSeq and is a predicted model, not a curated record. The transcript is spliced from 2 exons. Bases 193 to 519 code for a protein of 108 amino acids. NCBI's taxonomy places the organism in Eukaryota, Viridiplantae, Streptophyta, Magnoliopsida, Poales, Poaceae.
CCUGGGCAGCGGUCCUGCCCGCGGGCAGUGCCGUGCCGUGCCACCCCCAGCAUAAAAGCGAGGACUGCUCGGUCGCCGUGGUGCCGCAGUUUGCCGCUCUCGGCACUCGUUCGGCUUCCUCUCUUCUCUUUCCGGCCUAUCAGCAGUCAGUUUCUCUCGUCUGCCUGUGCUGCUUGUGGAGGUACAGUGCUGAUGGCGUCCAACUACGUCGACACCGGGGCGGAGGAGGGCAGGUUCCACGGCCACCACAGCACGACGCCGACCAGCGCGGCGGCGUCGCCGAAGACGCUGCGGAGGAGCUCGUCGUCCGCCCACAGCCACGGCCACGGGCCCAAGUGCGUGUGCGCGCCGGCCACGCACGCAGGCUCCUUCAAGUGCCGCCUCCACCGCAGCAGCUCCCACGGCCACGGCCACGGCCACGGCAGCAACCCGGCGUCCCCUCCCUCCCCGGCCACCUUCGCCGCUGCGCCGCCGCCGGCCGCGGCCGCGUCCUCCUCCCGCACCGUCGCGGCGCAGUGACGGCGCCCCAAGAAACGCCGACCCAGCAGCAGUGAAGAGAGGAGAAGAGAAGAGAGAAACGGCAAAAGGGAAAAAGGAAAACACACUCUCUCUGUUAUUAUGCGACACGAGAAAGGGAGCUUAUUUGUUCCUCCCUUCAUCUUCACGUACGCCAACGGCAGAAUUUCCCAUUUCGUUUCACUUCCUCCUCCCCCCCUCGUCUUUUAACCUUUUUUGGCUGAGAUAUCCAUCGAUUCUCGCUGGAAUGGUCUUCCCCUCCUUCGGUCAGAAGAAACCCUCCCUGGUUGUACUGUACUAGGCAAUGCGCAUCCUGCUAGAUCGCCUCCGCUGAAAUGGAAAGCGUAUGUGUGAUGGUGACAUGAAGUUCACUUGUGUAAUUAUUACCAUUUCAGUAAAUCCAUGCUUCUUGCAGGAGUUGUGAUCU